Colias croceus (clouded yellow) is the source of this 664-nucleotide messenger RNA. Its product is annotated as cytidine deaminase-like. Gene Ontology annotation, cellular component: cytosol. Lineage: Eukaryota; Metazoa; Arthropoda; Insecta; Lepidoptera; Pieridae. The coding region runs from base 140 to 616 and encodes 158 amino acids. The transcript has 2 exons. Gene Ontology annotation, molecular function: cytidine deaminase activity; zinc ion binding. The record is from RefSeq and is a predicted model, not a curated record.
AAAUGUAAUAGGCCCAUUCAAUCAAAAACAUUGUAUCUAAUCAACGAUGGUUAGCUUUAAUCUAUCGUAAUCAGUAUGCCGACGACCGUUCUCAACGUCGGACGAUCCUACUGCAUUUCGUAUUUUACAUCGAUACACGAUGUCAAAUACGCAAGUGAACUCUUUUACCGUACGAGACUUUAGCUCUUUAAGUGACACUGUACAAAAUUUAAUUCGGGAAGCAGUUGAAAUACGGAAAAGGGCGUACUGUCCGUAUUCAAAUUUCGCCGUGGGCGCGGCGUUAAUUACGGAAGAAGAUUCGAAGGUUUACUCCGGAUGUAAUAUAGAGAAUUCUACUAUGACACCUUCCAUUUGUGCAGAGCGAGCAGCGAUUCCAAAAGCUGUGUGUGACGGUUAUUUAAAGUUUAAGACUAUAGCAGUGGUGGCUCAUCAGCAGGAUUCAUACACAGCCCCGUGUGGUGUGUGCAGACAGGCUCUUAGUGAAUUCCGUGGGAGCGACGGUGACAUUGAAAUAUAUUUAAGCAAACCGACUAUGGACAAAGUUCUGUGCACAAAAUUGUCAGAAAUUUUACCGCUUUCGUUCGUCAGUUUUAAGGAAGAUAAUGUUAUUUCGUAAAAGGUGAUAUUGUGAUAUAUGAAGGAAAUAUAAACAACGUUUUUCGCA